Molecule: messenger RNA, 1416 nt
Organism: Blastomyces gilchristii SLH14081
Lineage: Eukaryota; Fungi; Ascomycota; Eurotiomycetes; Onygenales; Ajellomycetaceae
Product: ATP-citrate synthase subunit 2
Exons: 3
Coding region: 1-1416 (471 amino acids)
Biological process (GO): succinyl-CoA metabolic process; tricarboxylic acid cycle
Cellular component (GO): succinate-CoA ligase complex
Molecular function (GO): succinate-CoA ligase (ADP-forming) activity
Source: RefSeq, a predicted model, not a curated record
AUGUCGGCCAAGUCAAUCCUCGAGGCUGAUGGCAAGGCCAUUCUCAACUACCACCUCACCAGAAGCAAAGUCAUCAAACCCUCUCCUCUCCCACCUCCUAAAACUCACAAUCCCCCUCCAAAGCUCGCCUCUCUCUACUUCCCCGAAGACUCUUCCGUCGAUGCUGUCCUCGACCAGGCUGAGAGCACCUAUCCCUGGCUGCUCGCAAAGGAUGCCCGCCUUGUCGCAAAACCAGACCAAUUGAUCAAACGACGGGGAAAGAGUGGCCUUUUGGCUCUCAAUAAAACCUGGCCUGAGGCAAGAGCUUGGAUUGCUGAGCGUGCAGGUAAAGAGCAGAAGGUAGAGACUGUCACUGGUGUUCUCAGGCAGUUCCUCGUAGAACCAUUUGUGCCCCACCCCCAAGAAACGGAAUAUUAUAUCAACAUCAACUCGGUACGAGAGGGUGACUGGAUACUGUUCACGCACGAAGGCGGUGUAGACGUAGGCGACGUUGACGCAAAAGCUGAGAAACUACUCGUCCCCGUCAACCUCAAGAACUAUCCCUCCAAUGACGAAAUCGCCGCAACCCUCCUCAGCAAAAUCCCCCAGGGUCUCCACAACGUGCUGGUCGACUUCAUCACACGUCUCUACGCCGUAUACGUCGACUGCCAAUUCACCUACCUAGAGAUAAACCCCCUCGUCGUCAUCCCCAACGACACAAAAACAUCUGCACAAGUCCAUUUCCUGGACCUGGCUGCAAAACUAGACCAAACUGCUGAAUUCGAAUGCGGCACCAAAUGGGCCGUCGCCCGCUCCCCCGCCGCUCUCGGCACCCCAAAUGCACCCAGACAGACGGAAAGUAACCAUCGACGCCGCAAGGAAGAGAAAUUCAUCGCAGACAUGGACGCCAAGACAGGUGCCUCGCUCAAGCUCACCGUCCUUAACGCCAAUGGCCGCAUCUGGACCCUCGUCGCGGGCGGUGGUGCCUCCGUCGUCUACGCCGACGCCAUCGCCUCCGCUGGCUUCGUGGCCGACUUGGCCAACUACGGCGAAUACUCCGGCGCCCCCACCGAGACCCAGACUUUCAACUACGCCCGCACGGUCCUGGACCUGAUGCUGCGCGCCCCCAUGCAUCCACAGGGCAAAGUGCUGUUUAUUGGCGGCGGUAUUGCGAACUUCACCAACGUCGCGUCGACGUUUAAGGGGGUUAUUCGCGCGCUGAGGGAGGUGGCAUCUAUCCUUCUGGAGCACAAGGUGCAGAUUUGGGUGAGGCGGGCCGGGCCGAAUUAUCAAGAGGGACUGAAGAAUAUUAAAGCGGUGGGCGAGGAGUUGGGACUUGAUAUGCAUGUUUACGGACCGGAGAUGCAUGUUAGUGGCAUCGUGCCUUUGGCGUUGUUGGGGAAGAAGACGGACGUUAAGGAGUUUGGGACGGUGUAA